Messenger RNA from Myxocyprinus asiaticus (Chinese sucker), 2965 nucleotides. Its product is annotated as mitoguardin 1-like. The transcript has 16 exons. Gene Ontology annotation, biological process: mitochondrial fusion. Lineage: Eukaryota; Metazoa; Chordata; Actinopteri; Cypriniformes; Catostomidae. The coding region runs from base 194 to 1981 and encodes 595 amino acids. The record is from RefSeq and is a predicted model, not a curated record.
AUUCGCUCUCUCACACGCGCAGAUGUCGCACUGAGUAACAGAGGGCAAUGAGAGAGUACUAAAUUGCCUCUCCAUUGCACUGAAUCAACUCAGACGUCAUACACAUGUGAUGUGUGUUUCUAUAGGUUGUACUGGUGAAGUGGAGAAUGGGCAUUAGUUGAGAUUCGUCCAAACUCAGAGGGAUUAUGGCAUCAUGACCGAGGACGUGCUCAGAAGCUCGCACACUUCCAUGAAGGUGGUCGCCUUGCGUUUUGUGGACCUGCCACUGUCAGUCUAUUACUCUCUCCCACAGGUGAGUCUAAGUGCCGGCACCAAGAAGCUCUUUGCCGCCUCUGCCUUUGGUGCCGUCUCCCUCGUCUUCCUCACCCGUCACUUCAGAAGAAGAAAGGGCAAGAAAAAAGUAAAUUCGCCUUUAGAACAGGAGAAGUUUGAGUUCCUCACCAGUAUCCCCCUGACAAAAGACUUUGGCAGCAAUAAUCAAAAUCCUUCUUUAAACUCAAAGAACUGCUACUCAAGUAAUGUGGUGUCCAGUGGCAGCCUCUACAGCAAGUUAUCAGGUUCCCUGCAGAGCCUGGCCUCAUUAAAGAGUAGGCACUCCUCCAGCAGCUGCACCUGUGCUGCUAACAGCUCUGGCUGCUGGGAUGGAGCAGGAGAUGAUAGUGACAUCUGUAACCUGCUCAACAUCCCCGUCACCACUCCAGAGAAUCUGUAUCUGAUGGGGAUGGAGUUAUUUGAGGAGGCCCUCCAGCAUUGGGAGCAAGCGUUAACGUUCCGUAGCAGGCAGAUGGAGGACGAGGCAAGCUGUGCAUUGGUUAAGCUAGGAGCUGGAGAUGCCAUAGCAGAAGAAACCAUGGAGGAUAUCAUCAGUGCAGAUUUCGUCCAUAAGUUGGAGUCUCUGCUACAGAGAGCCUAUCGGCUGCAAGAAGAGUUUGAGGGAGCGUUGGGAAUGACAGACCCUUCAACACGGCCCAGUAAUGACAAACACACAGAUCUCUCUUUGAGGGAGGACUUGGAAGACACCUGCCUCAGAGACUCAAUCAGCAUCGCAUCAACGGAUUCCUUUGUGUCUGCCGCAGAGUUAUCUGAGCACAGAGAGAUGAGAAGUGCCUAUGCCUUGGGCUCACUGUGCCAUUACCCCUUCUAUGAGGAGGCUUUGCAGAUGGCUGAAGAGGGCAAGAUCUCCUGUCGAGUUCUACGAACUGAGAUGCUUGAAUGUUUAGGAGACACGGACUUCCUGGCAAAGCUGCACUGUAUAAGACAAGCAUGUCAGAUCAUUUUAUGUGAAAGGGCAACUAGAGCAUUUUUGGCCGACACGGGAAAGAAGAUAUUGUCUUCAAUAAUUGUCAAAGCAAGGAAGAGCCCAAAAAGAUUUGAGGAGGUGUUUGAAGAAAUGAUCUGCUUCCUGGAUCAAGCGAAUCACUGGGAGAACACAGAAAUUGAGCUUUCUUCAAGAGGGGUAAAGCAUCUUAACUUCUAUGACAUUGUUCUUGACUUUAUCCUAAUGGACUCGUUUGAGGAUCUUGAGAAUCCACCAAUGUCCAUCCAGAAUGUGGUCAACAAUCGCUGGCUCAACAGCUCCUUCAAAGAGACAGCUGUUGCAUCAAGCUGUUGGUCUGUUCUGAAACAGAAAAGACAACAUAUGAAGGUGCAAGAUGGCUUCGUUGCUCAUUUCUAUGCAGUCUGUGAACACAUAAGUCCUGUCCUUGCCUGGGGGUUUCUGGGCCCUAAAAGUUCCUUGCAUGAUUUUUGCUGCUUCUUCAAGGAGCAGGUGCUGUUCUUCCUGAAGGACAUCUUUGACCUGGAGAAAGUGCGUUAUUCCAGUCUGGACACUCUGGCUGAGGACAUCCUGCACCUGCUUCAUCGACACUCUGAGCUGCUCCUGGCCUACUUGGGUGCUGACUCUCUCCUUCACUUCAAUGGCUGUGCCAGUACCCCUUUGCACCUUGUGCCAAGUGCUUUGCUGGAGGCUCCAGUCCAGUGAGCUAUUGCCAGUCUUCCACAACCUCCACAUUUCCAUGGACAUUAAUUGCCUGAAGGUGCUGAUUCCACCUUUGGAAUGCAUGCAGUCGAGAUCCUAGUCUCUGGGUUCAGUACACUUUGUUACUCUUGUCCUCCAAGUCUUAGUGCCAUAGCAAUGUUUGUGUAAUGUUUAAAAUAUAGGAAAAAAGGGACAGUGAUUCAUUCAUUUUAUAUCCUGUCAUGUGGUGUUCAAAUACUUGUAAAUUUAUUAGACUUUUUUCAAUAACUGUUUGCACAACAGAUGAUUUGAAGUUGUAGGUGAUGUUUUGAGACCUGAAAGCUUUAACAGAUAUUGUGAGAAUAGGCCAAAGUGUUUGAAAAGGUUUUUUUAAGGUUACUACUAGUCAUCCAGAAGGAUUUUAUGGACAAGUGUACCUCUGCAGUAGUUUGCGGACUAUACAUCUCACCAGUAUAUUUGCCAUUAAACCAUAUUCGGUAAAGGUGUGAAAAGUUAGUGCUUCUGUCCCAUUAACAGUAUUAUACUUCCAUCUUCUUAGAAACUGUGUAACAAUCAUUAAAGGAUUAAAUGUACAAGCCUUAUGAGUAGCACAUGUAUUGUGAUGGGAAGAUGGUAUUUUGUUGACAAUUGCAAGUCAUUUGGGCCAAUAAACACUACAAAAGGCACUUUUCUCCAUCGAGCCAAACAGUUCUCAUUGUGGAACCAUGCAAUUCUUUACCAAUCCAAGCUCACUGGCAGUUUCUUUUUCUUUUGUGGUGCUGUGAAAUCAAGACUAGAAUGAACUGACUGGGCAAACGACCAUUUGUGAGUUGCCAUGUACUAAGCUAUUCCCCCAGCAAGGUUGAAUAUGAUCAGAAAUGCUUAGAAAUCAAGGUUGGGAACAGUUUGUAAUUGUACCAUACCAAGCUGUGCUCAAAUGCUACUGGAACAGUUACUCACUAAGCUCAGAAGAAUCCUAUAAAUUCUGAAUAAAAACCUCAGACAGUU